AUGGCUGAUGCAAACAACAAGCGUACUAUCAACACGGCGGCGUGUUUGAUUAUCGGUGAUGAGGUUUUGGGUGGAAAGACCGUCGACACCAACAGCGCCUACCUCGCUAAAUUCUGCUUCUCGCUGGGUAUAAACCUCAAACGCAUCGAAGUAAUCGGCGACGAGGAAUCAGAAAUCAUCGAAGCAGUCCGCCGCAUGUCCUCUUCCUACGACUUCGUAGUCACCUCCGGCGGCAUCGGUCCCACUCACGACGACAUUACCUACCAAAGCAUUGCGAACGCUUUCGACCUGCCUUUGGUGCUUCAUGAGGAUACGUUUUCUCGCAUGAAGAAGUUGAGUAGACCUCAUCCUGGUCAGCCCAACUUCAACUGGGAGACUCCGAGCCCGGCGCUGGAAGCAAAGAAACGAAUGGUGAUUCUGCCUCAUGAUGAGAAGCUGCCUAGUGAGCAGCAAGUCAUCUUUACAGCUGAAGAUCUUUGGGUUCCCGUGGCUGUGGUCAAUGGAAACGUGCACAUCUUACCUGGAGUACCCAGACUGUUUGAGCGCAUGCUCACUGGACUCAAGCCAAGUCUGCUGCCUAGAUUGACCGAUCCCGAAGGCAAAGGCGUUUAUCGAAUUAUUAUUUCGACGCCGCUGCCCGAGAGUGGUGUGGCUUCUUACUUGACUGAGUUGGCCAAGAAGGUUGAGCCUGAGGGUAUCAAGGUUGGAAGUUACCCAAGAUGGGGCAAGGCGAGAAACACAGUCACGCUCGUUGGCAGAAACAAGGAGUACAUGGACAGCCUGGUCCCAGAGGUCGAGAAGGGUGUUCAAGGCAAGCGUGUCACCAAGGAAGGCGAAGACGACGUUGAUGGCGAGUCGGACAAGGACACUUGA
Aureobasidium namibiae CBS 147.97 is the source of this 873-nucleotide messenger RNA. Its product is annotated as Molybdopterin binding protein. The record is from RefSeq and is a predicted model, not a curated record. Bases 1 to 873 code for a protein of 290 amino acids. The transcript is spliced from 3 exons. Lineage: Eukaryota; Fungi; Ascomycota; Dothideomycetes; Dothideales; Saccotheciaceae.